UAUGCUUAGUAAAACGUCCGAAGAUUUCACGUAACAUUUUGUAUUUAUUGGACGAUCAUUCCUAACUAGAUCGUGGCCUAAGGGCCUAAGAAGACUUCAAGAUGAGUGGGACUUCACUAGCCAUAGAAAUGCUUUUGUGUUUCUUCCUAACUUUAUGUCUUCUUCAUUAUUAUGGAAACUGGCGUAAGCAGCAUAUUUUGGUGACAUUAGCUGUCUUUGUCGCUUGGUUUUUCUCUUUUAUAAUAGUUGAAGUUCUCCCUUUAGACGUAUCAGAUACUUUUUACCGUAGAUGUCUCAAAGARCAAGAACAUCGAGCUAACACAAUAAAUAAUACUUAUAGCUUAUAUUCUAAUAAUAAUAAUACCASUACAACAACUACUAUACCCACAACUAGUGUUCCUGUCCCAKCUGWGUCAACAUGUCAACCACCUUGGAGYCAUUUACCUGCAAAUGUCCUUCCUGAUCUGUGGAGGGUGGUGUAUUGGUCUUCKCAGAUACUGUCAUGGCUAAUUCUACCCAUAAUGCAGUCAUAUUCAUAUGCUGGUGACUUCACAGUAAGAGGGAAGAUCAAAACUGCACUUUUAGAGAAUGCUAUCUGGUAUGGCAGCUAUUUGGUGAUCUUCCUGGUCCUUCUUAUUUAUGUCAUAGCACGACCUGACCUGGAACUGAAUGGGACACAGCUAAAGAUAAUUGGCAUUACUGCAUCAAAUACUUGGGGUUUGUUAUUACUGGUGAUUUUGAUGGGUUAUGGCCUGGUAGAAAUACCUAGAAAUGUGUGGAACUCUGCUAAACUGGAUUACAAGCUAGCACAUGCAUACUUUAAAGUGUCUAAGCUCAGUGUUGAGAGAGAAGAAGCAGAGGAACAACUGGCUGAUGUUUUAGAGGAAGUACGCAAGGCAUCAGACAAUAUUCGUUAUAGAGAUCCGUUAAGAGAAUUUAUUAAUGUCAUUAUCCAGAAGUGCCCUGAAUCAGCUGAGUCCAUGUUUGGCAAAGGUACAGAUGACUAUGUAGAUUAUGACGAUUAUCUUAAAGACAGCGGACAAAAGGUUAUUGAACCAUACACAGAGAAAUACUUAGUAAAGCUGCACAGGAAAGUCCUUGUUGUGACACAGACAUCCAGGAGAACUCAAUGUCAGUACAAUUCACAAUUGGAGCAUGCCUUUGAAUUAGAAGACAUCAUGAGAAAUGCCAACAAUGCAGAAAGAUACUAUAAAUCAUCACUCAAGAAAUCAUCUAAAGGAUGUUGCUCAAGCAUUACUCCAGUCUUUGAGUGGUACUGGAAGAUCUGGAUAUGCCCCAUUYUMCUSCGUGUACUUGGUGUUGUCUUGUUUUUAUUAUCUCUGGCGUUAGUCUGGUCAGAAGUCACGUUCUUCACUACYAAGCCUAUUCUGUCACUUUGUGCCAUAUUCAUUAAYGCAGCUGGUGAUAAAUAUUAUUAUUUCUAUGUUGAGGUUGUUUCAUUUUUUAUUAUUGCGUAUAUGUGCGUSUGUUCAUAUUACACAGUAUUCAAGAUGAGAAUCUUCAAUUAUUACUACUUUGCUCCCAAUCACCACACAGACCCUUACAGUCUCUUAUUUAGUGGCCUUAUUUUAUGUCGUUUGACGUAUGCUUUAUCGUUAAACUUCCUGGCCAUGAUACACUUGGAUGGUCAUGUGACAGGUGCCAUGGAGUCAGUAGAAACCUCAUUUACAACUUUCAUGGGUCACAUGGAUGUGCUGUCGUUCAUCUCUAAAGGUGUUAAUCUUUACUACCCUAUGUGUGUCUUACUGGUCUGUUUGGCCACUUACUUCAGUCUUGGAACACGUUGUCUCAAYAUCUUAGGAUUCCAGACAUUUAUUAUUGAAGACGACAUGUCAGUGGAGUAUACUAACGAGGGGAAAGAUAUAGUUAGAAGAGAAAAAAGACGAAGAGAAAAUGGGGAAGGCAGAAAGGAAACUUGGAUGGAAAGAGGAGAAUCUGCCAAACRCAGAAUAAACGAGAGAAAAUCAUACAGAGACAGAGAACUAAACCUUGGACUCAAGAGAGAUCAAGCAAACUCUCAAACCAACUUAACAGAUGAUGUCAAAGUUGUCAAAUAUUCACGAUUUGAUGAAGAAAAUGACAGAGURGAGUUGCUGGCAGCUGCCGAUUAUGACCCAAAUGCUGCAUYGAGCAGUGAAUAUAACAGAGAGCCUUAUAAUAGAGACACGUACAAUACYAGAGAYUCCUCAGGGUAYGGAUGGUCACCAACUAAACCACCGAAAAAUCUAUUUGAUGAUAUUUAACAGUUUACAUGUACAUGUAUAUAGUUGUAAUUAUGAAAUUGCUAUAAUUUGAUUUUCUUAAAAUUCCUGUACAAGCAGGCUUAKCCUUGAAUCUAUGUGUAMAUUGAUUGUUUAUUCUAUUGUUUUUUCUAUCCAAGGAACGAGGCUAUUCCUGCCUGUACUGGGGUUUUUCAGAAUAGUCAAUGUUUUGUUGUUUAGCACCAGUCUUAGAGCUUAUAGUUUGAAUUCAAACUACCACAGAAUAYACCCAGAUGAUGAUUAAUAAAUAAUAAUGAUCAUUAUUAUUAGUAUUAGUUGCAUGAAAAGGUCAAAGUUUUAUGAUGAAAUGCAAUAGCAUGUUUAGGGUACUAACAUUUCAGUUCCCACUGGCCAGCACCAGGUCAACCAAAGGUUUUUAUAGCAGGGACAAUAAAAUAUUUCAAUUUA
This is a messenger RNA of Exaiptasia diaphana, 2690 nucleotides long. Its product is annotated as LMBR1 domain-containing protein 2. NCBI's taxonomy places the organism in Eukaryota, Metazoa, Cnidaria, Anthozoa, Actiniaria, Aiptasiidae. The record is from RefSeq and is a predicted model, not a curated record. The transcript is spliced from 14 exons. Gene Ontology annotation, cellular component: membrane. Bases 102 to 2264 code for a protein of 720 amino acids.